Molecule: messenger RNA, 816 nt
Organism: Mesorhabditis belari
Lineage: Eukaryota; Metazoa; Nematoda; Chromadorea; Rhabditida; Rhabditidae
Source: the annotation of a GenBank genome assembly
AUGCUUGACGGCGAAAUAAUCGGCCAAGGAUCCUCCAGUCUCGUAGUCGUGCGCAACGAGUCUAGGUCUUCAAAGAAAGUCAUAACUGCUUUUAAAUGCUUUUUGUGCGAAAAAGGAAACGUCCGAAAGAGAAAACUAUACGAAAAGGAAGUGCAGGCAUUACAGCGAUUAAAUCAUUCGAAUAUUGUUACUUAUUACGGAUGCAAUGAGAGUAAUGGGCUACUUGCAAUUGAAAUAGAGUAUUGUGAACGGGGAAACCUUCAGAAAAUCAUCUACGAUCAAAAGUACGUCUAUUCGAUCACGACGGUUCUCACUUGGGCCAAGCAGCUAUUUAGUGCUCUAUCAUACUUGCAUCAAGAGCGUAACAUUGUUCAUCGAGAUGUGAAACCUGCAAACAUCUUUGUGUCGAAAGAUUUUCAUCUGAAACUCGGGGAUUUCGGUUGUGUUCGCCAAUUGGAGGCCACAUCAACGGGCACUCUUGUUGGAACACAACGUUAUAUGAGCCCCCGAAUGAAGAGUAAAGAAGAGCCAUAUAAAGUCUCAAAAAGAAAUGAUGUGUAUGGCGCUGGACUCGUAUUAUGGGAAAUGGUUGAACGAAGGUCGGUUUUUGAUGAAUAUACGCUUGAUAGAAAUUUUGAUGCGAACAACUUUUACAUUGAUAUUUUCACGAAGAAGUUGACCGCUUUGAAGCCGCCGGAUUGCUUUGAUGAGCUGAAGGAAUUAAUCGUCAUCACCACAAAUUUUGAUCAGAAACAACGUCCAUCUGCCUCGCGUGUGCUCGCUCAACUGAAGGAGAUCAUUGAGGUGGGCCCGUCU